Molecule: messenger RNA, 3795 nt
Organism: Polistes canadensis
Lineage: Eukaryota; Metazoa; Arthropoda; Insecta; Hymenoptera; Vespidae
Gene: Hyccin
Product: hyccin
Exons: 9
Coding region: 269-1825 (518 amino acids)
Biological process (GO): phosphatidylinositol phosphate biosynthetic process; protein localization to plasma membrane
Cellular component (GO): plasma membrane
Source: RefSeq, a predicted model, not a curated record
CAGUACAGUAGGAUUUAAGCCUAGACAGGAUGUGUAUGGGUUACGUCUGUUCAGAAAUUUUUAGACACGAUUUUAACUGAUUUGAGUUAACUAUCGAUAAGGUAGUGAUUUGUCAAUACUCAGACCUUAAUAACGUGAAUUUAUACACUUGGCUGCUGUCAGCUGCAAUCAUUAAUAAGGACUAAUAAUACGACGAUGAUAAUUAAUAAUACAUCGACAUUAAUAUUCGACUGAGAUAGCAUUAUUAAAAACUCGGUUCAAGCAGAAAAUGACAGAAAGCUUGAUAAAUGAAUGGUUGGCAGAUUGUGGAGAUAUAUCACCUUCUAAACUUCAUACCUUUGCUACCACAUUAUCGCAAGAUAAUGAGAUAGUUAGAGCACUUUAUGUAUUGCUCGAAGAGCGUAGCAAAUAUAGCCAGCUUGUAGAUACUGUUUGUAAUCAACUAUUUGAUUUCUAUCGUUCUCAAGAGAUAGAACUCAGAAGAUUUACUUUGCAAUUUUUACCUACGCUGAUAUUUAUUUAUUUAAAUUCUGCUGCCCAUGGCGAUAUCAAGAAUUGCCGCACAGUUGAAACUCUUCUAAUUGGGUUAUAUAAUCUCGAAGUAGUGGAUAAAUCUGGACAACAAAAGGCGGUUUCUUUUCGAUUACCAUCUCUCGCUAUGCUAUCUAUAUAUCACGAGCCAGCAAGCUUGACACCAGCUUCCUUAACAGAAAGUGCAGUACGUCGUUUCGAAGAAUGCAAUACAAAACUUGUUAGUUGGGGCCCUUUACGUCAAGUAGAAACUCUGAAUGCUCAAAAUAGAUUAAAAGUGAUGACCGCUCUACUUUUCAUUUAUAACCAACAACUGGGUUAUAUAAAUAAGUUUGCUUUGGAGCAAUUGUGCAAAGUUGCAACAAAGCUUGUUACUCAAGGUUUCACGAAACCGGGACACCAUCAACGAUCUUCAUAUGGCAGCGAAUCUAGUUUUGUUCCAAGACUUUUGCCACGCAUACCUGUUUCAACUCAAUUUCUUCUCGAAUUUCUUCAAGCAGUUUAUUUUGCAAUGUACAAUGAUUGUUGGUAUGUAGCGAGUCAAGCUGUGGAGGAUAUACACAACAGAGCGUGUUAUGAAAUGUAUCCUGAUGUAAUGUUGGUUACAAAUGCCAUACGAAAUUCUGCCAAUUCUGGGCCAUCUGGUCAAUCAAGUGAUGGAUCUAUUGGUAUUUGUGUUGCAUUGUCCUCUGUAACUGCAACUCCAACAAUAUCAAAAUCUAUGAUUACAAAUGCUUCAUUCCGCACUAAAAAAUUACCAGAUGAUAUACCAAUUCAAGUUGUAAAGGAAGAUUCUGGUGGAGAAGGGAAAGGUAAUUUGGUUUCUAUCACAGAAGAGCAAGAAUCAAUAGAACCAAAUCGUGCUGGCUCGAUGCGACAAGGAAAGGAUCAGAAAAUUUCAUCAAAAAUGACUAAUUUUCCAGUACUUGGAAAGAAGCCUAAAGAAAGAGAUGGAAAAACAGCUAAGAAUCCUCUUAAUGCAAUAUGCGAUAAGGAAAAGAGACUUGGAUCGCAAAAUACAUCGAAAGAGAAUAUUAAAGGAAGUAGUUCGAUGUUAAACAGUGAACAAUCAGAAGUUGAUAUAAGUAUUAAUGGCUGUAUGAACAGAAAGAAGAAUAAUAGUGUGGAAAAUAAUUCAUUUGGAACAGACAGUGUUACUUUAAUGGAUGGAGAACGACUUGGAUUAAGUGGGGACACUGGCGACAACAAUAUUAAUAUAGAAGCUCCUAUCAACUUAAGGGCGCAUAACGAAUCAGAAUCAUUGACUUCUUCAAUUCAGGUUAGCUCAGUUUAAACAAGAUUAAAAAAACAAUCUAUAUAACAAAAAGUCAACUUAAGAGAUAGUAGUGGGCUAAACUACUGUGAACACUUUUGACUAUCCUUGUAUAUAGAAAUACCACAUUAAUAAUGUGUGUGCUACUAUAAACUAUUUCCUCAUUAGUAUUAAUACCACAAUGAAUUAAAUAUCUCUGUGAGAAUAUAAGUGAAAGAUUUCAAUAAAUACAGGUACUACAGAUUGUAAAAUGCACAAGUUCAAUUGGAUUUCUUGUUAGAAGAAAACAGCCCACUACUUCAUUGAUCUCUACAAUUAGUUUAAAAAUGGGGAAGGGAACAAUGAAUUAAUGUUGUAUUUUCUUUUGUUAAAAUUAAUAUUGAUAAACUUUGUCAUUGUAAUAUACAUAUAUAAUUUGUUUUCUAUAUAUUAUAUGUUCUAUUUGCUUCUUAUGCUUUUUAAUGUUUUCUCAUUUAUAUAUUUACUUAAUUUAUAUGACAUACGUUGAUUUUGCAAAGAAUAAUUUAUAAAGUCAAGCAUUAUUUAUAGAGUAAGGUAUUCUAAUGUGCAGUAAUGUUAAUCUCAAAACCAAAAUUUAUAUUUUUAAUAAAAAAUAUCUGUACUUUUGUGUUAUUUUUUUUAUAUAUAAAACAAUAGUAACAGAAAUAAAUAUUCAUCUAAGCAAUAUAUUAUAAUGAUUUACACACAAGUUAUAAUUAGAACAUUAUUGAGUAUUAAAUGCUCAAAAUGUUAUUGCAUUUUAUAUUAAGUUAUUCUUAUAAGAUAAAUUGUUAAAAUAGGCAAUUAUUAAGAUUCUAUUUUUUUUUUUUUUUUUUUUCUAAAAAAAAAAAAAGAGAAAACUGUUUUAUUUAUUUAAAUGAUAUUUAACUCAGAAUGGAUUGUAGUACUUAUUAAUAUAUGAUUUAAAUUUAUUAUUUUUUGCUUUCUUAUUUUUUCUUAAUAUACAUAUUCUGUCAUUUUUAUACACAUGCAUUAAAUUUUAUGUAUCUGAUAUUUAAUAGAAAAUUGUCUUGAUAAAAUCAAAGUAUCAUUAUAUAUAAACGUGCUUUUUUUCACUAUCAAAUGUUAAUAUUAUAAUAUUCAAAACAAGUUAACAUAUCAUAAGUUAUUAAUGAUUUAUUUUUAAUUAAUUCGCUUUUUAUUGCUUGUUCUUAAUUCCUAUGAAUUUAUUUUAUUCAUUGAUUCGAGACAAUAUGAAAUUGAUAUAAGAUUUAAUACUGAUUGUGAGUAAAUGAUUAAACAAUUGAAUAACAAAUGUAACAAAAUUUAGGUUCUUCGUAUAUAAAUAGCAUUACUGCAGUAGAAUUCUGUAUGAUUUUAACUGUUAAGACUAUUGGUGUAUUUUGGCUUUGUAACGUCAUAUUGCUAUUGUAUUUAUAAAAAUGAACAAUUUUUUUAUUUCAUUACUUAUAGUAGUUCUUUUUUCAAUCAAAAAAAAAAAAAAAAAAGAAAAUAAAAAAAGAAAAUAAUAAAGAUACAAAAAAUAAGUGCUUUAACUCUUUAAGUGUUGUACAAGUGUACAAAGGAAAUGUUUUCAUUAAAUCCUAUAACAAAUAUAACACUUAAAGGGUUUUAGUUUGGGCUUAGAACUUUCGCCCCCAUAAGACUGUAUGCUGCAUUAUGUUAUUAAUAAGUAUAAUGAAAAUGUAUUAUCAUAUGAAAAUAUAUUGUUGUUAACGAGUUAUAGUAUAUUUACUAUGAAAUAAUUUGACUCAUAAAAACCGGAAAAAAAAAACACUUGGAUAUGGGGUUUUUUGCAAUCAAUAAAUAUUUUUAAAAUUCGACAGAGAUAGAUAAUAAAGUAGAAGUUAAAGAAAUUAAUUACAUGCUUGACUUGAUAAAAAGUUGGCAAUAUUACAUGGAAGUUAUAUUCUGCCAUAUGAUCCUGUUCUAUCUAUUGGUCAACAAAAAAUAUAUUGUAUUAUUGGAUAAGAAUUUAAAAAAAAGAAAAAAUAGAAAAAGAAAGAAAA